CGAUCGAAUAUAUCUCCCAACUGGAAAAGAUGCUCACCAGUGCCCGUCGCGAUAACGAUGUGCUACGAUCCGAAAUUGAAGAGAUGCGCAGCCAGCUCAACCAGCAGCAACCCAACGCACAAUCUCGACCACCGUCCAUAUUCGAACACCACCCAAUGGCCCCACAGCCAAAUGGUCAAACACAUGGCCCCAUAUACGCCAACUACGCCCCGGGACCUGGGAUGGUUCAGGAACAACCGCGAACGUUGCCGCCUCUCAUGAACGGAUCUGUGGCCCCAAUGCAGGGCGUACAAUAUACAGAUGAACGACGGUAA
Aspergillus affinis is the source of this 314-nucleotide messenger RNA. Its product is annotated as putative HLH transcription factor. The annotation marks the transcript as partial. The record is from RefSeq and is a predicted model, not a curated record. NCBI's taxonomy places the organism in Eukaryota, Fungi, Ascomycota, Eurotiomycetes, Eurotiales, Aspergillaceae. The transcript has a single exon.